UGACUGUCGACGGAGUGGAAGGGAACUGCUGCAUUACACCUGUGCGCAAAACCCUUUCUCUUUAAAAACAAACAAACAAACAAACAAACAAUCUGCGGGACUUUCUUCGACUGCGUGAAUGUAGCCAGAUUUUGGUUUAUUCCCUUUAAACGCAAGGCACAGCCCACAAUUAUGAAGUGCAGCCAUGGCAGGCAAGGGUAAGGCAGCCGCGAGGACGCUGGAGGAUUUGACGCUCGAUUCCGGUUAUGGUGGAGCGGCGGACUCGUUUAGGUCGUCCAGCGUGUCGCUCUGCUGUUCCGACACGCACCCGUCGUUCCCGCAUGGGGGAAACUGCUGGCAUCUGACCGAAUCCAUGCACAGCAGGCACAACAGUCUGGACACGGUGAACACCGUGUUGGCGGAGGACACGGAGAUCCUCGAAUGCUCGGGCCAAUGUGCCAAGCUUCCCGAGCUCGAGGAGGUGCCGUGGAGCGUGGCCGAGGUGGAGGGCGCGCUGCGGAAGGACGACGAUGUGGCGCGCGCGGCCGGCGCGUCCCGCGACAUCGUGGCCAAGCUGUCGGCGCUGCUGAGCCGCGCGCUCGUCCGGGUCGCCCGCGAGGCGCAGCGCCUGAGCCUGCGCUACGCCAAGUGCACCAAGCACGAGGUGCAGAGCGCCAUCAAGGUGGUGCUGUCGUGGACCAUCUCCGCCAACUGCGUGACUGCGGCGCUCGGCGCGCUCUCGCUCUACAACAUGAGCACGGCCGAUCGGUUCAGCCGCGGCAAGUCCGCGCGCUGCGGUCUCGUCUUCUCCGUAGGGAAGUUUUUCCGGUGGAUGGUGGACAGUCGCGUGGCUUUGAGGAUUCACGAGCACGCCGCCAUCUACCUGACCGCCUGCAUGGAGACCCUGUUUCGCGAGGUGUUCGCGCGCGUCCUGCGGAGCGCGCUCGUGGAGAAGGAAAACGGAGUUCCCAAGCUCACGGUCGAGUCCCUGGAGCAAGCGAUCAACAACGACUCAGAGCUUUGGGGUCUGCUGCAACCCUACCAGCAUCUCAUCUGUGGCAAGAACGCGAGCGGUGUGCUGAGCCUGCCGGACAGCCUGAAUGUACACCGAGAUCAGCAUAGAGCAGGGAAGAAUGCAGAAGGUCAUGUCUUUACCCAAGCUGAACUGCGCACCAUCGAACAGUCCCUCCUGGCCACCCGGGUGGGAAGCAUCGCUGAGCUAAGUGAUCUGGUGUCUCGCGCUAUGCACCAACUCCAGCCCCUCCACAUCAAGAGCCCAAGCAAUGGCACACCGGUGCAACAGAACAACGGAGGACCCAUACACUGGGAACCGGAGGCUCUGUACACUCUCUGCUACUUCAUGCACUGUCCCCAGAUAGAGUGGGAGAACCCCAAUGUGGAGCCCUCCAAAGUCACCCUGCACACAGAAAGGCCGUUCAUCGUUCUGCCUCCACUAAUGGAGUGGAUCCGGGUGGCUGUAGCACACACUGAGCACCGGCUGAGCGUUUCUGUAGACAGUGAUGAUGUGAGACAGGCCGCCAGACUGCUCCUGCCUGGAGUGGACUGCGAGCCGCGGCAGCUGAAAGCAGACGACUGCUUCUGUGCCACACGAAAGCUAGAUGCAGCCUCCACUGAGGCUAAGUUUCUGCAGGACCUCGGUUUUCGGAUGCUUAACUGCGGUCGCACUGACCUCGUUAAGCAAGCAGUCAAUCUUCUGGGACCUGAUGGCCUAAACAGCAUGAGCGAACAGGGAAUGACCCCGCUCAUGUACGCGUGUGUCCGUGGUGACGAAGCCAUGGUUCAGAUGUUGCUGGACGCCGGGGCUGAUAUAAAUAGCGAGGUUCCCAGCUCAAUACACAGACACCCCUCAGUUUAUCCUGACACCAGGCAGGGGACACCACUCACUUUCGCCGUGUUGCACGGACACGUCCCUGUCGUGCAGCUGCUACUGGAUGCUCGAGCCAACGUGGAGGGGGCGUUGCAGGAUGGAGCCGAGAACUAUGCUGAAACACCGCUCCAGCUGGCCUCUGCUGCAGGCAAUUUUGAGUUGGUCAGUCUGCUUUUGGAGAGGGGAGCAGACCCCUUAAUUGGAACCACAUACCGCAAUGGCAUUACUUCGACUCCUCUAGGGGAUAUGAACUCAUACAGCCUUGCUGCAGCACAUGGGCACAGGAACGUUUUCCGGAAGCUUAUGUCCCAGUCAGAGAAGGACAAAGGUGACAUGAUGUCUCUAGAGGAGAUCCUGGCCGAGGGCUCGGAGGCUGUCGGGGAGAAACGUACAAGCCACUCGGAGGGCACACUGCGCACAGGCAAGGCGAAACUGAGGGCCCUUCGAGAGGCCAUGUACCACAGCGCCGAACACGGCCAUGUGGACAUUACCAUAGACAUCCGCAGCUUGGGUGUGCCGUGGACUCUGCACACGUGGAUGGAGUCUCUGAAGACGUGCUUUCUGCAACAGCGGCGGCCGCUGAUCCAGGGCCUGCUUAAAGACUUUAGCUGCAUCCAGGAGGACGAGUACACUGAAGAGCUCAUCACACAUGGCCUCCCGCUUAUGUUCCAGAUCCUCCGAGCCAGCAAGAACGAAGUAAUAAGCCAGCAGUUAGCUGUAAUCUUCACUCAAUGCUACGGGCCAUUUCCAAUCCCCAAGCUGACAGAGAUCAAAAAGAAACAAACCUCACGACUGGAUCCACACUUCCUGAAUAAUAAAGAGAUGUCAGAUGUGACAUUCCUGGUGGAGGGAAAACCAUUUUAUGCCCACAAGGUGUUGCUUUUCACAGCAUCAGCAAGGUUUAAGUCUCUGCUUUCUAAUAGACCUGCUGCGGAGAACACGUGCAUCGAAAUUAGUCACGUCAAGUACAACAUUUUUCAGUUGGUGAUGCAGUACCUGUACUGUGGUGGCACUGAGUCGCUGCACAUUAGAAAUACUGAAGUCAUGGAGCUCCUCUCUGCAGCCAAGUUCUUCCAGCUUGAGGCCCUCCAGCGACACUGUGAGAUCAUCUGCUCCAAGAACAUCACCAUAGAAACCUGUGUGGACAUUUACAAGCAUGCCAAGUUCCUGGGGGCCACAGAGCUGUCAACCUUCAUCGAAGGCUACUUUCUGAAGAACAUGGUGCUUCUGAUUGAGCUGGAGACCUUUAAGCAGCUCUUGUACGAGGGACCCACUGAGAACCCGGGGCCAGGCCCUUCCUACGAUGUGCUCCAGGAUCUGGAACAAACCCUGGCCACUCGCAUCCACUCCAUCCAUCUCUCCUCUUCCAAGGGCUCUGUUGUCUGAUCCCUCUCGUCCGAAUCCAGUGGAAGAUUUCACUCAUUUUGGCCUGCUGUAUGACUUUCUGUAUCUGCCGCAGGCUCCUUUUGGUGUCUUUCGCUAAUUUCUAGGAUGAAUGUUUGUGAGCAGUUAUGAAAUUCCACUGAUCUGUACCAGGAGGUUGCAGAUUCUUU
This is a messenger RNA of Clarias gariepinus (North African catfish), 3420 nucleotides long. It is a transcript of the gene abtb3a, whose product is annotated as BTB (POZ) domain containing 11a. NCBI's taxonomy places the organism in Eukaryota, Metazoa, Chordata, Actinopteri, Siluriformes, Clariidae. The transcript is spliced from 17 exons. Gene Ontology annotation, molecular function: DNA binding; structural constituent of chromatin; protein heterodimerization activity. The coding region runs from base 185 to 3253 and encodes 1022 amino acids. Gene Ontology annotation, cellular component: nucleosome. The record is from RefSeq and is a predicted model, not a curated record.